AUGACUCGAGCGCAGCAGACCAUCUCAAUAGCCCUGCUGAUCUCCUCACUCUACCUUGCCUGCUAUCUCGGCCUCAUCCCUUUCCCCGCGAACAUUCAGAAUGAGAUAAUACCCGUCCUUCCCUUCUGGGCGCUUGUGUCCUUCGGCGCAUACCUCCUCUUCAAACUCGGCCUCGGCGUGUUCACCUUCAACGACGUCCCCAAGGCGCAUCAAGAGCUGAUGGAGCAGAUCGAGCAGGCGCGGACGGAGCUAAAGGCGGCGGGAGUGGAUGUUGAUUGA
Eremomyces bilateralis CBS 781.70 is the source of this 279-nucleotide messenger RNA. Its product is annotated as dolichol-phosphate mannosyltransferase subunit 3. Gene Ontology annotation, biological process: GPI anchor biosynthetic process. NCBI's taxonomy places the organism in Eukaryota, Fungi, Ascomycota, Dothideomycetes, Eremomycetales, Eremomycetaceae. Bases 1 to 279 code for a protein of 92 amino acids. Gene Ontology annotation, cellular component: dolichol-phosphate-mannose synthase complex; endoplasmic reticulum membrane. The record is from RefSeq and is a predicted model, not a curated record. The transcript has 3 exons.